AUGGCUCAACAGGAAGCAGAUACCAUGGACGAUGUGCAUCCGCUCCUCGUGAGAGAGGAGGACCUUCUAGUAAGCCGAUCGCAAUGGACGCGAGGGCAGGUGCUUGUCCCCCUCGUUUCUGCUGUGGCCGUGAUAAUGCUUUGCCUCGCGGGGGUGAGCAAGCCCUUGGAGACCAGUCAAGGCCUUAGAUCUGUCACCUCUCUGUCAACAGGCUGGGUGCAGAAAGUGGGUCUCAACUGCUAUGAGGGCCAUGGUGGUGUCAAAGAUACCAGCAUGGCAGAGCCGGGCUUCUUGGACCAAGAGGAGAUAGCGGCAAUUCAGAGAAUAAGGAUCAUAAUGAUAUGCUAG
Molecule: messenger RNA, 348 nt
Organism: Symbiodinium sp. CCMP2456
Lineage: Eukaryota; Dinophyceae; Suessiales; Symbiodiniaceae
Source: the annotation of a GenBank genome assembly